AUGACUGUCCAUGCGUUGUGGGUGAUCAACAAAGCUGGUGGACUGGUGUUCAGCAGGUCGUAUUCAGACACACUCCCUCCUCUUCCUCUGAACACCAUCCUCAUUCUUGCGGGAACCCUACACGGUAUUCAUGCGAUCACAUCUAGACUCACGCCUGCUCCUCCACCUGGACCCGUUGGAGGUCUAGAGUCAUUCGAAGCGGAGAGCUGGGGAGGACGAGUGUUCUUGACUCCGACAGGUACCAAAUUCGUCGUCUUGCAUUCACUCCCUCAUCCUGGAUUGGAUGACCUAUUGAAACGAAUUUACGAAACCUGUAGGGCUUGCUCAACCUGUGUGGACAUCUCAUGCUGA
Messenger RNA from Kockovaella imperatae, 351 nucleotides. RefSeq names its product Sybindin-like protein. The transcript is spliced from 2 exons. The record is from RefSeq and is a predicted model, not a curated record. Gene Ontology annotation, cellular component: TRAPP complex. The coding region runs from base 1 to 351 and encodes 116 amino acids. Lineage: Eukaryota; Fungi; Basidiomycota; Tremellomycetes; Tremellales; Cuniculitremaceae. Gene Ontology annotation, biological process: endoplasmic reticulum to Golgi vesicle-mediated transport.